GGAGAAUCCCUGGACCAGAAAGCCUCCCCAGCACCUGUCCCCCGCCGGGACGAGGCCGCUGCCGUUGCCCCCACUGGAAACCUUGGAGGCAGAGCUCAGUUCCCCCAAAAUUAUAAAAGCAGGAAAACUCAAGACAAAGAAAUCCAAUAAGGCUAGUGAUUUCAGCGAUAUGGCAAAUUGGCCAACACCAAGUGAAUUAGUGAACACUGAAUGUCAGAGUGUCAUCAGUCAAGGAAAUAAGAAGCCACAAAAUAGAAAAGAAAGAGAAGACAAGGUUGAAAAGAGAAGUGUUAACAAUGAAAGUAGAGAAAACCGGGAAACAAAAUUAGAUGGUCCUGGUGAAAAUGUCAGUGAGGAUGAGGCUCAGUUAAGUAACCAACAAAAAAGAGCUAAUAAGCACAGAUGGGUACCACUCCACUUAGAAGAUGUAAGACCAGAGAGUCAAGAAAGACCAGGGUCCCAGAAUAGCUCAAGAUGUCAAUCUGAAGCAAAUAAAUCAUCACAAAACAAUAGGAGAAAUGACACACGAAGUUGGAGGCGUGAAAAAGAAAAGAGAGAAGAUCAAGAUGAAGUUUCCGGUGUGAGAAGUGAGGGUGGUAAUAUCCGAGGUUCCUUUAGAGGCCGAGGAAGAGGCCGAGGAUGAGGAAGAGGCCGGGGCAGAGGAAAUCCAAUUGAGUAUUACUUCAGUAUAGAAAAUUUGGAACGGGAUUUCUUUCUUAGGAGAAAGAUGGACGAGCAAGGUUUCUUGCCUAUUUCCCUGAUUGCUGGUUUCCACCGUGAGUGGGAAAGUUAA
Messenger RNA from Odocoileus virginianus texanus, 793 nucleotides. Its product is annotated as la-related protein 1B-like. Gene Ontology annotation, molecular function: RNA binding. Gene Ontology annotation, cellular component: cytosol; cytoplasmic stress granule. Lineage: Eukaryota; Metazoa; Chordata; Mammalia; Artiodactyla; Cervidae. Gene Ontology annotation, biological process: positive regulation of translation. The record is from RefSeq and is a predicted model, not a curated record.